GACCCGCCCGCGGCCCGAGACUCGCUGCGCAGCUGGAAGCGGCGAGGCGUGCGCGGCGGGCGGGCGCAGCGCGGCGAAGCAGGACCGGGAGCUGUCUGCGGUCAGAAGCAGCAAUGUCCGUGAAGGUGGCGGCCCCGGGAAGCAUGGGGCUGGGCCUAGAGCACCUGAGCCCUGAGGAGCUGGUGCAACAGACGCAACAAGUGGUACGGGGGCUAGAGGCCCUGCGGGCAGAGCACCGGGGCCUGGCCGGGCACCUGGCGGAGGCCCUGGCAGGACAGGGCCCGGUGGCUGGCCUGGAACUGCUGGAAGAAAAGCAGGAGGUGGUGAGCCACUCACUGGAGGCCAUCGAGCUGGGGCUGGGUGAGGCCCAGGUGCUGCUGGCCCUGUCGGCACAUGUGGGCGCGCUGGAGGCUGAGAAGCAGCGGCUGCGAGCACAGGCCCGGCGGCUGGCCCAGGAGAACGCAUGGCUUCGGGAAGAGCUGGAGGAGACGCAGCAGCGGCUGAGGGCCAGCGAGGAGGCUGUGGCCCAGCUGGAGGAGGAGAAGAGCCACCUGCAGUUCCUGGGGCAGCUGCGGCAGUAUGACCCGCCGGCGGAGAGCCAGCAGCCUGAGUCCCCCCAUCGGCAGGACAGCCUGGCCUCCCUGUUCCCCAGUGAGGAGGAGGAGAGGAAAGGUCCCGAGGCAGCGGGGGCCAUCUCUGCUCAGCAGGGUGGCUACGAGAUCCCGGCCCGCCUUCGGACCCUGCACAACCUCGUGCUCCAGUACACGGGGCAGGGCCGCUACGAGGUGGCUGCGCCGCUGUGCCGCCAGGCCUUAGAGGAUCUGGAGCGGAGCUCGGGCCACUGCCACCCUGACGUGGCCACCAUGCUCAACAUCCUGGCGCUGGUGUACCGGGACCAGAACAAGUACAAAGAGGCCACAGACCUUCUCCACGAUGCCCUGCAGAUCCGGGAGCAGACACUGGGCCGGGAGCACCCCGCGGUGGCCGCCACCCUCAACAACCUGGCUGUCCUCUACGGGAAGCGUGGGCGUUACCAGGAGGCGGAGCCCCUGUGCCAGCGCGCCCUGGAGAUCCGUGAGAAGGUCCUGGGCGCCAACCACCCGGACGUGGCCAAGCAGCUCAACAACCUGGCCCUGCUGUGCCAGAACCAGGGCAAGUUCGAGGAGGUGGAGCGGCACUACGGCCGGGCCCUGAGCAUCUACAAGGCCCUAGGUGGGCCUCACGACCCCAAUGUGGCCAAGACCAAGAACAACCUGGCCUCAGCCUACCUGAAACAGAACAAGUACCAGCAGGCGGAGGAACUGUACAAAGAAAUCCUCAGCAGGGAGGCCCUGCCUGCCCCUCUUGGAGCCCCCAACACAGGCACAGCUGGUGACACAGAACAGCAGACUUUUCGUCGGAGCAGCUCGUUCUCCAAGCUCCGAGAGUCCAUCCGGCGGGGAAGCGAGAAGCUGGUCUCCCGGCUCCGAGGCGAGGGGGUGGUGGGGGCAGCCGGGAUGAAGAGAGCCAUGUCACUCAACAUGCUGAACAUGGAUGGUUCCAGGGCUGCUGGGAACCAGUUCCCCAGCCGGCACCUGGGCGAGGCCUCUCGGACCCUCAGCGCCAGCACCCAGGACCUGGGCCCCCGCUGAAGGCGACAGAACCACGUGGCUGCAGCUUCUCAGGAGGAGCGGGAGAGGGAUGGGAGGAGGGGAGGGGAGUCCUUUCAUCUCCCUGACUGCUCCCACCCCUCGGGGGCACCCAGUGUCUUGGGUUUCCCCGCUGUCCUCUCCUCCUGUGAUUAAAGGCUGUAGACUUGGCAGCCAGAAGGUCU
Molecule: messenger RNA, 1813 nt
Organism: Delphinapterus leucas (beluga whale)
Lineage: Eukaryota; Metazoa; Chordata; Mammalia; Artiodactyla; Monodontidae
Gene: KLC3
Product: kinesin light chain 3
Biological process (GO): microtubule-based movement
Cellular component (GO): cytoplasm; kinesin complex
Molecular function (GO): kinesin binding
Source: RefSeq, a predicted model, not a curated record